This is a messenger RNA of Phacochoerus africanus (Common warthog), 3802 nucleotides long. RefSeq names its product adhesion G protein-coupled receptor F2 (gene ADGRF2). The record is from RefSeq and is a predicted model, not a curated record. Gene Ontology annotation, cellular component: membrane. Gene Ontology annotation, molecular function: G protein-coupled receptor activity. NCBI's taxonomy places the organism in Eukaryota, Metazoa, Chordata, Mammalia, Artiodactyla, Suidae. Gene Ontology annotation, biological process: G protein-coupled receptor signaling pathway; cell surface receptor signaling pathway. The transcript is spliced from 10 exons. The coding region runs from base 216 to 2228 and encodes 670 amino acids.
UGCCUGUGCUGGGCCAGGGCCAAGCCUGGGGAGGCACCAUUCGGAGCUAAACUGACAGCUCAGGGACACGGGAGCCCAGCCUGCUGAUCUGCUGCAAGAUUCAGCAAAAGAAAGCCGCUGACCUGCUUCUCCAGCCUCCAAGGAGUGGAGCAACUUUGCCAGUGACCCUGCUGUUGGCUAGCCACAAAGCAAGAAGGGUAGCUGUGCAGAAGAGGAUGACUGAGAUGCUCUUGCUGUACUUCUUCGUGUUUCUUUUGCCCACAGAGUCCAGUAGGACAUUAUGCCAGGCUGCCAGCCAGAACACGGAGCAGGUGUCUCCCAGGCCACAUGGUGCUUGUGACGGUGCUUGUGUGGACAAUGACUACUGCAGCCAACAUUGCCCUCCAGUCACUCAGGGGGAUAUGAAGUUUUCAUGCCGGCAGAAGAGAUGGCACAAAAUCACUGAUACCUGCCGGACCCUUAAUGCCUUCAACAUCUUCGAGGAUAAAUAUUCCUUUCAAACGUUUGAUGGAACGAAAGACGAUUACGAUGGCCAUAACACGGGGACCAUUACAGAGUUGUUGAUGCAAAAGUGCCCCAAGAAUCUGUCCUGUGUGAUCAAUGGCAUUCAGAAUUCUCCCCGGAUCCCGGGAAACAUCGCUUUAAUCGUGGAGCUCUUACACAACAUCUCGGCUGUGCCGACAAAUGUUGACGAGGCAAAGAUGCAGAGUUACAGCACCAUGGCCAACCACAUUCUCAACAGCACAAGCAUCUCUAACUGGACCUUCAUCCCUGACAGAAACAGCAGCAGUAUCCUGCUGCACUCAGUCAAUUCCUUUGCCAGAAAUCUGUCUAUAAAUAAGCAGCACAUGGACAUAGCGGAUGAGUUCAUUCACACAAUGGGCGCCACCAUCUCCAGAGACACCCCUGGAAAGAAUUUCACUUUUUCCAUGCGAAUCAACGAGACCGGCGACGAAGUCAUGGGGAGGGUGUUGAUCAGUGGAGAUGACCUUGAGAAAGCGCUUCCUCCUUCUCAAGCCAGCAGCGCCAUCAGCAUUGCGUUUCCAACGCUUGGGGCCAUCUUCGAAGCCAGUGCUCGUGAAAACGCCACCGUGAACGGACUUGUCCUGUCUGUCAUUCUGCCCCAAGAACUAAAAAGAAUCUCACUGAUUUUUGAAAAGAUCAGCAAGUCGGAGGAGAGGCGGGCACAGUGUGUGGGCUGGCAUUCCCUGGAGAGCAGAUGGGACCAGAAGGCCUGUCAAAUGACUCAGGAAAACUCCCAGCAAGCGGUUUGCUCAUGUCAGCCAAGCGAGCUGUUUACCUCUUUCUCAAUCUUGAUGGCGCCCCACCUCUUGGAGAGCCCGAUCUUGAGUUACAUCACGUACAUAGGCCUGGGAGUUUCUAUUUUCAGCUUGGUCAUUUGCUUGUGCAUCGAGGCCUUGGUCUGGGCCCAAGUGACCAAGACAGAGAUCUCGUAUUUGCGCCACGUGUGUGUGGUUAACAUCGCGGCCACCUUGCUGACGGCCAACGUGUGGUUCAUCGUGGCUUCCUUUCUCAGUGGUCCAAUGAGGCACCACGGGACAUGUGUGGCGGCGACGUUUUUUGUUCACUUCUUUUACCUUUCUGUGUUUUUCUGGAUGCUUGCCAAGGCGCUCCUCAUCCUCUACGGAAUCCUGAUUGUCUUCCAUACACUGCCCAAGUUGGGCCUGGUGGCAUCAUUCUUUGCAUUGGGCUAUGGGUGCCCUUUGGUCAUUGCUGGUAUCACGGUCGCCGCCACUGAGCCUGGCAAAGGCUACCUCCAGCGUGAUGCCUGUUGGCUUAACUGGGACACGAGCAAGGCCCUCCUGGCUUUUGUGGUCCCGGCACUGGCCAUCGUGGUGGUCAACCUCGUCACCGUCGCACUGGUGACCGUCAAGACCCGGCAGAGCACCGUCGGCAAGUCCAUGUUCCGGGAGGUGAGGGCCAUCGCGAGGAUCAGUAAGAACAUCGCCAUCCUCACGCCGCUGCUGGGGCUGACCUGGGGAUUCGGGUUAGCCAUGGUCCUCGAUGGUGGCUCCCUGGCCUUGCACAUCAUCUUCUCCCUGCUCAACUCCUUCCAGGGCCUCUUCAUUUUGGUGUUUGGAACAAUCCUGGAUCGGAAGAUAAGAGAAGCCUUAACUGGUCGAAUAACCUCUGCAAAGUGGAUCUCCAGACUAUCAGAGAACCUUCCUACUGAUUUCUCUCGUAACCUCACCAAAGGGUCAAGCUAACACCCCAGGCAACUCUCUGAACUUGGGAGGUCCUACGUGCCAGAAGUGGCAGAGCUCCCAGGGGAAAUAUGCUGAUCCCUGCUUUUCUUACCUCUGGAGAGUGCGAAGGAAGCCCCCCACUCUAUGGUGCUGAUGGAGGAAGGCAUGAAGGGUGGAGGGAAUGGCAGGCUCCUCUGCCUAAGCUGUUCUGUGCUGUUAGUGUUUCUCCCGCAUCCACUGUCAAGGUCUAUAUAUGCCAUGCUGGGGGUGUGUAUGUGUAUAUGCCAAGGGCAAAGCAGAAUCUUGGUCUUGUUGGGGCCUCCAGAUCCAUGCUGUUGGAUCACAUUUAUCCUGAAGACAAGAACUUUCGUUCCCCUUGGGCAUGGUGGCCUGGGAUGUCACUUGGCUGGAUUCCAUGGGAAGCUGAGAGAGGGCCCUUGGUGAAUCGUCACCCACAGUUGGGCUGACUCUAAGUAGGUCAUUGCUGGUUCUUUGGAUAAAAGGAAUCCAACCGCCAGAGUGUUCAACCCUUCCAAAUUGAAAUUGAUGACACGGUCAGCCUGGCUUGGGCUCAGGUGCAACUUCUUUGGCCGUGAGCUAAGUGAAAAGCCUAGAGCUUUUGAACCAGAAAGAUGUUGAUUUUCAGUUAAGGAGACUGAAGCCUGGAGUGAUGGGGUGAUGGCUAAUCAAGGCUUGAGCCAGAGGUAGAAAGCCAAGUGCGCUGUCUCCCAAUCCUGGCCUUUCUCUGCAAGACCAUGGAAUCCCCAAGGGCCUCUCUGCCUCCUCUAAGUAAGAUUAACCCACACCAGCAAUGUGGUAUCUUGAGACCUGGGGUGAGGGAGGAGAACUGUAUUUCAAGUAGAAAGCUACUCAUUUUCUUCAUCUUGGAUGUAGACAAGUUCAACAUUCAUAUCAUGAGCUACUGACAGGAGAACAGUAUUAUAGGUCAAAACCCUUCUAGAAAAAAAACAGAAUUCACUCCUUUAUAAAACAAGCACAAAGGCAGAUGCAGCAAAAGAAAAUCAGUCGGUAAAGGAAAGGGGGUGAUAAGUAGCCCCUAAUUAUCAUUACCAAGAAGCCAGCAUUAAUGAGGUUACACUACAAAUGGGAAUGUGAGACUCUGUGAAUGAGUGGCCUCACUCUCUCUUUUUAUAACAAUAACAACAAAAAAAAUCUCCAAGUAAGGCAGUUUGAGAAACCAAAAACCUAAUAAAGAGGUCAAUCAGAAGGUAGAAAAAUACACCAACUUGGAGGAUGAGUCCUCUUUUGGUGGCAUUUUGCUCAUCCUGGGACAACCCUUGCAUCCUUUUCAGAUGAAGUCAGAAAGGGGGUGUAAUUUGGCAUUUCCCAGCAUCUCUCCAGGGGCUUUUCAAGGGGAGGGGAUGGUGGGGCCAGUCUUGAUUGUCUCAAUGCAGAGAUUUCAGUACAAGGAAAUGGCACUGACCCCAAAUCAGCAGAUUGAAGUGAGGAUGGAUGCUUAUGAAGCUAAAUGGUUAUAGGAUUAGAGAUCUGAAAAAACUUUAGAAAAGACUGACUCUGAUUGCCUUGUUUUACAGAUGGGAACUCUGAGCAUGAGAGAGAGAGAGAAAGGGAGA